AUGAAGCACCUGGCAGCUCUGCUCGUGGGCCUCGGGUUAGCCGCUCUCACAGCCGCCAAGGACGUCACGUUCACUGUCUACGACAACUCCGAAUGCAAGUACGAAAACAAGAAGUUCGAAAAGAAGAACUACAUGGCCAUUACGGUCGGUAGCGGCGAUCACGAAUGCAAACCCAUCGACUUCACCGCGUGGUACCAUCUGGUGGACACUGGGCCGCGGCCCGCAUUCUCCCUCGUUACCGGGGACCAUAUCGAAAAGGCUACCGGGGACAAUAUCGUUAAAAGGGACGAUGUCGAUCUCAGCCAAAUUGUCUUCUUUACCGACGUGUCGUGCAAGGAUCCUCUGGAUACACUCGAAGAUGCCAUGAACGAGUGGCAUAGGGUCGGCGGCGAGGCCGACUUGAACUGUCUUGAUGUCAAAGAUCCCAGAGGGAUUGCCGCUUACCAGGUUGCAAAGAAGAAGGAUACCUCAUGA
Anthostomella pinea is the source of this 474-nucleotide messenger RNA. The record is from the annotation of a GenBank genome assembly. NCBI's taxonomy places the organism in Eukaryota, Fungi, Ascomycota, Sordariomycetes, Xylariales, Xylariaceae.